UGGCGGUUGGCGUGCCAGGUUAUCGGCAGGGGCGAUUGACGACAGCAGCCCCCCUCCUCUCUCUCUCUCUCUUCCCCCGGAAGAAGACAUGUACACCGGCGACACAUUUGGUCCUCCUUCCGCUGCGAGCGACAGGACAUCGGCAGCUCGCUCUGAGCUCAUCGCGAAACGUCCCCCUUGUUUUUGGCAGCUCGCCCACCAGCCUGUUACCUUUGGACGGCUCAUGCAUGACGCUGAGAGACAGAGAGAGGUCUGUCGCUCUGCGUCAUGUGCUCCGGCUCAUUUUCUCAUUAAACCGCCGCCGGUCGCGCACACACACUGCAAAACGAGGGUAGAGGCUCCGGAUGAGCACAUGCCACUGCCUCGGUCAGACGGGCAGAUUUCUCAGGUAAAACCAUGCACCUGGGCAGUGUUCCAUAGCCUCCCCUGCCCCUCGCCUCCCACCUGAUCACCUCUUCUCCUCCAUCUCUCCUCUUUACCUCCAUCUUCCUCACCUCCCUCUCCUCCUCCUCGCCAUGUCGACCACCCUGGAUACGCUGCUGGACCAGCCCUACCAGAAGCUGAGCCCCGAGCGGCUUGAUGGCUGCGAGGACACUGCCGGCCGCUACAAGGUGGUCCCCUGUGUUGUCUGCUCAAUGUGCUGUCUUUUCGGCAUCAUUUACUGCUUCUUUGGCUAUCGCUGCUUCAAAGCAGUGAUGUUCCUGACGGGCCUGAUGUUCGGCUCUGUCGUCAUCUUCAUGCUCUGCUACAAGGAGCGCGUGCUGGACACCCAGCUGAGCGUGGAGGCCUCGGUGGGCAUCGGCCUGGGCAUUGGCACGCUCUGCGGCCUGGUCACCAUGCUGGUUCGCAGCGUGGGCCUCUUUAUGGUGGGCCUGCUGCUGGGCUUGCUGGUAGCCGUGGCCACCCUGGUAGGCCUGGAGGAGCUGUCCAACAGCCCGCCGCGUUCCGUCUGGGUGCCCCUUGGCGUGCUGCUUGGCCUGGGCAUGCUGUUCGCCGUGCUCACCCUGCAGUGGCAGCGUCUCUUUACCACGCUGUCAACAGCCAUGUUCGGUGCAGCAGUGAUCACGGUGGCGUUGGACUACUUCGUAGAGCUCUUCGCCCUGGUGUUGUACAUGUACGAGCGGAUAAAAGCAGCACCUGGCAAACCUGUGUGUUGGCUGACUUGGGUGGUGCUUGGGGUGUGGCCUGCCCUCACCCUGCUGGGUGUCAUGGUCCAGUGGAAGGUGACCGCUGAGGGAUACUCCCAUACCAAGGUAAUCAUCAGCCGGCAGCAGAGGAGGAUGCAGGUGAUGCGGAUUCGUCAGCGCGACGACCGCUACCGCAGCAAGAAGAAGAAGAAGCAGCAGCAUGGCGCCUCCUCCCAUCAAAACCCGGCCAAGCAAGUCCACUCUGAGCCCGCCUACCGUCGCAAACCAAACCCCAUCCGCCGCUACGACACGGACGUCCUCUCGCCGAGCUACAUCCAGAGUUUCCGAGACCGGCAGGUGCAGGCGCAGCCCUUCCCGGGACGGCUGGUUAUUGGACCCCAUGCCGUGGUGGAUGUGGGCUACGACUGCAGCUCCACGACACCCCUCAGUGGAGCAGCGGGACCUUCGCUAAGGGUCUGACCACUUCUCCAACUCACAGAGGCCUGAACACACCACAAACCAGGGAGACGUAUGACUCUAAAAUCACCACCCACCUGGGGGUAAUCACAAACCACCACUCGGUUUAAAUGCAAAUAUUCUGGGCUAAAUACAAUCUGGGUUUAGCCUCACUCUUAAGCGGAUGAAGAUAUGUUUAGGGCUGGAUUUCCCCCCAAAUGUGAACAUAUUUUACUCUUUAUUGAUUAGAUGUUAGGUUCUAAAUCUCCGCUCCCCUUGUGUAUACCUGCUGGAGCCGUCAGUGUGGUGCAGAGGUUUAAUCCGACCUCUUAUAGCUGUCUCUCAGUAGAUUCAAAUGCACAAAUGCAUGCAUGCACUUACACACAAAUACACACCGCGGAUACACUCUCGAGGGGGUUGAUGCUGAAACCCGCAGUAACCAGACCCCGACCUGUCUGUCACCAUCUCAAGUCAAACCAGAUCAGGGAUCAGAGUUUGAGUGCAAACCCGCCUCAGGUUCAAACAACGGGCAUCGUACGAAAGAUUCAAACACAACUUUGCCCUCAUUCAGCGUGCUGUUUCUUACUGCUGUCGUCAUUUUUCAGCUGAUGCUGCAGAAGCAGCACGUUCCUCAGCCUGUAGGCAUCUUAAACGCCCAAUGAAGAUUAUCUAUAAAAGGGAAGUAAGGGCCCUUGCUUUCUGUGCCAUCUGGACUAAAAGAAAAUCCUCUUUCAAAUGGGAAGAGAUGUCUUCCCUGUCGUUUUCAAAGGAGGGAAACCCUUCAUCCCCAUUGGUGCUGGACGAUACACUACUUCAAGCGUCACACUUCUCCCCGGAGGCGGGGGAUUCUGUUUAAACGGGUGCCUUGCCCCUCCUUGGACUGUACCCAUCAGUAGGAGGGGGGUUACUGGCAGAUCUCCCAUCGAUAGUUUGUUUUUGCAUUAAAUGUGAUCACAGAAUGAUUUUUUUAAGAGGGUGGGGGGGUAGUAGCCAUGGAGUUACAAGCAGGGUAGACAAUAAUGAAGGGGAGUUGUUGCUUGCCGUCUUCACAGAUGCCUGGACAUACGAGGAGGAUUUGCUUCCAGCUGACAGACAAAAAGCCAUAUUUACACUGACACCUCGUGAGAUUCACACAUACGUAAAAAAGAUCAUGAAGAAUUUCGAGUGCAGAAAAGAACAUAUUUCUGUGAUUAGUUUACAUUUUGAAUUUUAUCACUGCAGUGCCAACUUUUGGCUCUCCAAGAGAUUAGUAGUAGUGUUUUUAUCCCAUAAGAAUAGAUGGAAGAUAAGUUUCAGUCUUUCCACCAUCUGUCGUUGUGUAAAAGUUUCAAACGUGGGUUUCCAAGCUCUUUCGUUGAAAUUAUAAUAUAUAUAUAUAUAUAUAUAUACGGUAUAUAUGUUUUUGCUUGACAGAAAUAAGAGAUGUAAGUUUAAUACAUUUUUCCAUAAUGAUAGCGCCCCCUGUUUAACUGAUCAGUGCUCCAAUUUGAUUGGUUUAUUGUCUGUGUGGGCAAAAACAAAAGGGGCUAUUAGCCACUUCAUCAUCCCAUCUCUGUGUCAUGAAUCAAAUCAAAGGGUGAUGUUAAGAUCACAGACUGUUAAUAAAGAUGGACGACGUGACGGCUCCCCAAAAGCGACGCCUAAGAGUCUCGAUCGCCCCUCGGUUGAUCAGUGUUAGUGGAUGGGAUCGGGCCAAACUUACAAAACUCUCAAAGAUGUAUUGAAGUCGAUUUUUCUUCGUCAUUGCGAGAAACUUGUAAUAAAAAGAUCCACAAAACGUAGGUCAAAAAAACAUUGGAAUUGGGUCAUAUUAUGUUUUAUUCCACAAUAUUGUUGUAACUGUAGAUGUGUUUCACUCUUUCCAUCACCUGCCACCAUAUGAAUAUAUCCACAUUUGAUAAAACAGAACUUGCAAAAUUUCCCGACAAAAUGUGACCAUUUUUGUCUCUUCAUUUUUAUUGCAAUUGUCAGAUUUGCGUGAUUUUUAAAUCGUGGUCAAAACUUUAAACGCACCUUUAAUAAAACCAGCCCACGCUGAGGUGUCAGUGUAAUCAAGGCUCCAAGCGUCUGAAACAAAAAAAAGUGGACUAGUGGCCAUACCGACUUUUUCUUGGACCAACGACUCCUCCCAUCAUGUGCAUUGAUUUUCUUCUUUUCUUGUUUCUUGACGCAAUUUUCUUUUGUCAACAUGUGAAAAAUGUGAAUACUUUGUCAGCGCCUUUUACCUUUUUUUUUUUUGUGGAAGGAAACGCAAACUAAUGUGCGGGGAAUGGCGGGGGGGGUGAAUGGACGGUGUAUUCUUAUUCGACUGUCGGAAAUGCAUGAUCUCGAACCGAUCCAUCCCGGCCCCCCCGUUCCGCCGUGCGUGGCUUCGUUUUGGCUCCUCCCACCCUCCACCCCUUCAUGUGCAUCGAUGUGAAACAUGUACAGCACUUAAUAAUGUUUUUUUUUACCCUUUUAUCAUUCUCAACAGUUUUAUUUCUUCUCUUAGGCGUCUAAUUUAAUGGAGACAUUUCCAGUGGGAUGUAUUUAUUUGCUGAUUUAUUUAUUUCUGUAAAGGAGCGUGCAAUGUCAUCACUGUAGGCCAGUAACGCCAUGCUUUUUUUAAAUUGACUAUUAUGACUAUGAUUAUUAAAGCAUGUGUUCCUAUGGGCCUGUAUACCA
Hippoglossus stenolepis (Pacific halibut) is the source of this 4247-nucleotide messenger RNA. It is a transcript of the gene tmem198ab, whose product is annotated as transmembrane protein 198b. The transcript is spliced from 5 exons. Gene Ontology annotation, biological process: positive regulation of canonical Wnt signaling pathway. Bases 516 to 1607 code for a protein of 363 amino acids. Gene Ontology annotation, cellular component: cytoplasmic vesicle; plasma membrane. The record is from RefSeq and is a predicted model, not a curated record. NCBI's taxonomy places the organism in Eukaryota, Metazoa, Chordata, Actinopteri, Pleuronectiformes, Pleuronectidae.